AUUGUCUAAUUUUAAAAGCGUAAAGUUUUAAAGACGCCCUUGAAGUAUUUAUUGGCAAAUUUAACCUUGGAAUCGCUGUAACUCUCGAGAUUUUCUCAGGAUUCCUUGGAUUGACUCUAGUCUUGGAUUUUUUGGCCCUUUUUCAGCAAACUUUACACAACAUGGCAGAAAGAGGCGGUUUCGGCUCCGGAUUCGGAAGAUCCAGGACCGGCAAAAGAGGCGGCGGACGUGGAAGAGGCGGUGCUGACGAUGAUUUGAAAAACUGGGUCCCAGUGACAAAGUUGGGUCGUUUGGUCCAUGCUGGACUUAUAUCGUCGAUUGAGGAGAUUUACCUCCAUUCCAUUCCAAUCAAGGAGUACCAAAUCGUAGACUAUUUCUUCUCACCUGAAAGGUCACAACACAAGCUUGUUGACGAUGUCGUAAAGAUUGUUCCAGUACAAAAGCAGACAAAUGCUGGUCAGCGUACUCGUUUCAAGGCCUUUGUAGCUGUCGGAGACUACAACGGACACUGCGGAUUGGGCACAAAGUGCGCAAAGGAAGUUGCCACCGCCAUCAGAGGCGCUAUUAUUGCCGCCAAGAUUUCCCUCAUCCCAGUCAGACGUGGAUACUGGGGAAAUAUGAUUGGCGAGCCUCACACUGUUCCAAUGAAGGUCCAUGGAAAGUGUGGUAGUGUCAGAGUCAGGCUUGUUCCUGCUCCCAGGGGUACUCAGAUCGUCGGUGCUCCAACAACCAAGAAACUCUUGGCAUUCGCUGGCAUCAAGGAUUGCUUCUCCGCAUCCAGUGGAUCCACCAAGACCAGGGGCAACUUCCUCAAGGCCAUCUUCAACGCCCUCUCCUGCACAUAUGGAUACCUCACUCCAGACUUGUGGACAAAGGUUGCCCUGCAACAGUCGGUGUACGAGGAGUACUCUAGCUUCUUGGCCUCCGCAAAGGCUUACGCCAAGUAAGAAGUAGUGAUUUU
Messenger RNA from Theileria equi strain WA, 961 nucleotides. RefSeq names its product 40S ribosomal protein S2, putative. The transcript has 3 exons. Gene Ontology annotation, molecular function: RNA binding; structural constituent of ribosome. Bases 162 to 947 code for a protein of 261 amino acids. The record is from RefSeq and is a predicted model, not a curated record. Gene Ontology annotation, cellular component: ribosome; cytosolic small ribosomal subunit. Gene Ontology annotation, biological process: translation. Lineage: Eukaryota; Apicomplexa; Aconoidasida; Piroplasmida; Theileriidae.